Molecule: messenger RNA, 8667 nt
Organism: Danio rerio (zebrafish)
Lineage: Eukaryota; Metazoa; Chordata; Actinopteri; Cypriniformes; Danionidae
Source: RefSeq, a predicted model, not a curated record
CUUGGGGAAAAAUAAUCCACAGAGAAGGGAAAUCACACACUUUCUGAAGCCUGAGACAUACCCACUCUAAUGUCUUGUAGGAAAACGGGCAUCUGUGAGAUAUGCUGAAUCUGCUGCUGUACCUACUGUGCCUGUGUACUCUGCUCAAGUACACAACUGCAGUUGCAGAGCUCAGUGACUGUACAGCUGGCGGGACCAUAUGCCAUACUAAUGCAGACUGCUUCAAAACACUUGAUGAUAAGUUUGUCUGCAUGUGCCAAAUGGGGUACAGGGGCACAGGAGUGCAAUGCCAGGACAUUGAUGAGUGUACUACUGGUCUACACAGCUGCCAUGCAAAAGCAGUCUGCACUAACACUCUUGGUAGUUAUACCUGUUCAUGUCAAAAUGGAUAUUCUGGCGAUGGAUUCCAAUGCCAAGAUAUCAAUGAGUGUCAAACUAAUAAUGGUGACUGCCAUGCCAAUGCACUUUGCACCAACAAAGAUGGAGGAAGAGACUGCAGCUGCAGGUCUGGUUUCAGUGGAAACGGUUUUCAGUGUACGGAUGAUAAUGAGUGUGCAAGACCAGGAAUCUGCCACUGGAAUGCCACUUGCACCAACAACCCUGGUUCCUACGUGUGCACGUGCAACUCUGGCUAUAAAGGAAAUGGAAAUUAUCUCUGCCUAGAUGUCGAUGAGUGUUCAGAGACACCUGGUGUGUGCUCUGCUUUAUUGGGAUAUAAAGGUUGCAAGAACCUGCAAGGAACCUACACCUGCCUCUGUAACAGUGGCUAUCAAAGCAAUGGACAGACAUGUGUGGACAUCAAUGAAUGUCAAAUCAACUUCUGCAGCCCAUUUGCUGAUUGUACUAACUUGCCAGGCUCAUAUCGAUGCACCUGUCCUGAAGGAUUUAAUGGAAACGGCUUGGCAUGUGUAGACAUCAAUGAGUGUGAUAGAAAGAACAGCUGUGACCCCAAUGCAUUAUGUACAAAUCUGCUUGGAAGCUACAAAUGUUCCUGCCGCUCUGGGUUCCUGGGUAUUGGUACAAAGUGCACUGACAUUAAUGAAUGUGCCACCGAUAACAUUUGCCCAGCCGUUGCUGCAUGUGUCAACACAGCAGGUUCAUUCUUCUGUGACUGUGGUCAAGGGUAUAACUUUACUCAAAAUCAGUGUGUAGAUUUGGAUGAAUGUGCCAUAGGACUUUGCAGUCCUUAUGCUUCUUGUGAAAACAUGCCUGGUUCAUACAAAUGCUCGUGCAUAGCUGGUUUCAAAGGUGAUGGGCUUGUAUGCGAAGACGUGGAUGAGUGCGUCACAGAAAAGCGAUGCCAUGUUAAUGCACUCUGUAUAAAUUCACCAGGGAAAUACAACUGCAGCUGCAUGGUGGGAUAUACAGGCAAUGGUGUGUCGCAGUGCACAGAUAUAAAUGAGUGUCUUGUUGAUAAUGGUGGCUGCAAAAACAGAGCAACAUGUUCCAACAGUAAGGGGUCUUAUUCUUGCAUUUGCCCCUCAGGCUUUCGGCUAGUCAAUCAUACCACCUGCCAGGACAUAGAUGAAUGUCAGCUUCCUGAAAAGGUUUGUGGCACCAACGAGCAGUGCACCAACCUGGAAGGAUCAUAUUCAUGCCAGUGUAAAGCAGGUUUCAGUCGAAUCAUUGAUGACUUCUGCUCUGAUAUUAACGAAUGUGACAUUCAGAAACCUUGUCAUCAAAAUGCCACAUGCUUGAAUUUGGUAGGCUCCUACUCAUGUACCUGCAAAAGUGGCUUCAAGGGAAAUGGUGUAACAUGCGAAGACAUAAAUGAAUGUGCACUUGGUGGUAUAUGCCAUCUACAUGCUAAUUGCUACAAUUAUAUUGGGGAAUACUUGUGUGUAUGCCACCAGGGUUUUACAGGUGAUGGUGUCACCUGUACAGAUGUAGAUGAAUGUUAUGUUUCAAAUGCUACUUGCCCAGGAAUCUCUGUAUGUGUCAAUUCGUUGGGAGCAUAUGUCUGUUCGUGUCUGAACGGGACAGUAGCAUACAACAACACCUGUGUCUUCCCUAGUCUUGAAUGUGAUCCUGCCUGCCAUCCGCAUGGACUCUGCCAUCCGUCACCUUCUGGCUUUCAAUGUGUGUGUGAUGUUGGAUUCAAAGGGGAUGGACUCACUUGCUCAGACAUUGAUGAAUGUGAAGAGAAUGUGUGCCCAGAGAAAGAGACACAAUGUGUCAAUAAUCCAGGAUCUUUUGAAUGCACAUGCAAAGAGGGUUAUUCUUUCAAUGGAACCAAAUGCACAGAUUUGGAUGAAUGUGAAUCUGGAGUCAGCAACUGCAGCAAGUUUGCACAGUGUGUCAAUACAGUUGGGAGUCACCUGUGCUUCUGUCUCAGUGGCUUCACUGGUGAUGGAAAAAACUGCUCUGACAUUAAUGAGUGCCACUUCCAAAAUGGAGGAUGCCAUCCAGUUGCAAGCUGCACUAACUCCCCUGGAUCCUUCAAGUGCACCUGUCCGCUUGGCAUGACCGGGUCUGGGUUUGAUUGUCAGGAUGUGGACGAAUGCAACGCAAACUCAACUUUGCCUCAUAACUGCAGUCUCCUCUCCACAUGCCAUAACACAGAGGGUUCCUACAUUUGCAAGUGCAUGGAGGGAUACUGGGGAAAUGGGUUUACUUGUAGUGAUCUGGAUGAGUGCUUUCCACCUUCAAUCUGUGGGAACAACAUGACCUGUCAAAACUUCCCUGGAACAUUUACCUGCACAUGCACCCUUGGUUUGGUCUAUGAUCUGGGUACCUGUGUGACUGAGAAGGACUGUAAGAAUGCAACUAAUGCAUGCAACAUCUAUGCUGAGUGCAAAAACGUCCAUGGGUCAAACUAUUGCUCUUGCAUGAAAGGAUUCCAUGGAAAUGGUAGAGACUGCAAGGAUUUAGAUGAAUGUUCACAAAUAGGAGCUUGCCCAAAUUUGUCCAACUGUUUUAACACAGAAGGAUCAUUUCAUUGUGACUGCUUGCAAGGUUACCAGUACAAUGGGACACACUGUGAUGACAUAAAUGAGUGUAGUGUAGGAAACUUUAGUUGCCCUGUCAACAGCACUUGCUACAAUGAAGUUGGAGGGUAUAAUUGUUCAUGUAACAAUGGUUUCAUCUACUCCUACAACUCUGUGUGUUUGGAUGUCGAUGAAUGUGCCACAGGGAAAGCACAGUGCCCAAAUGCCUCAAACUGCCACAAUACCGUGGGAUCGUAUUAUUGUGAGUGCUGGGAUGGGUAUAUAGGCAAUCAGACAAUCUGCGAAGAUGUCAAUGAAUGCCUGAACAAUUCUAGGUGUUCAGACCACAGUAUCUGUGUUAACACCCUAGGUUCAUUUAUGUGCCUUUGCGAUGAUGGAUUCACCCUUAAUGGUACCAGUGAUACCCAAUGUGAGGACAUAGAUGAGUGCUCAAACCCAGACAAUGGGUCAAUCUGCACUAAUGGGACCUGCCUAAACACAAUUGGCUCGUUUGGCUGUGUUUGUGAUAUGGGAUUCAGGAGCAAUGGAACUAGCUGUUUUGACAUAGAUGAGUGUUCAGGAUCACAGAAUGAAUCGAUAUGUCAACUCCACUCUACAUGUUCCAACAUCCCUGGGUCUUAUAAAUGUCACUGUGACUCAGGUUUCCUGCUUAACAGAACAGAAUGUCAAGACAUUGAUGAAUGCCUUGCAGAUGACAGUCCCUGCACUGCCAACUCUGUAUGUAUAAACUCAGUUGGGUCUUUCCGUUGUCUUUGUGCAUCUGGUUUUAAGGAGGACGGACUAAAGUGUACAGAUAUCAAUGAAUGCCUUUCAAAUGGAACCUGUCGUCCUGAUCAGGUUUGCAUCAACAAACCUGGAUCAUACCUGUGCUCCUGUCCACCAGGACAUCAAGAGGAAAGUGGUAACUGCAUCGACAACAAUGAAUGUGCAAAUAACACUACCUGCCACCCUCUGGCGAGAUGCUGGAACACAGUGGGGACUUUCACAUGCCAAUGUCGCUUAGGUUACGUUGGGAAUGGGACAUACUGUAAAGACAUUGAUGAGUGUUCCACUUCUUCCUCACGUUGCCACAAGUCAAGCAAAUGCAUCAAUACCCCAGGGUCUUAUGUAUGUGUGUGUGCAGCAGGUUUUGUUGCAUUAGGUUCUGUUUGCGUAGAUCUUGAUGAAUGUCAGGCCAAUAGAGGUAUAUGCCAUCCUGCUGCCACAUGCUACAACUCCAUAGGUGGGUUUCAAUGCCAAUGUGGCAAUGGUUGGGAUGCCUCAGUUGGAAAUGGACGUGGAAUGGGUGGAUGCAUAGACCAGAAUGAGUGUCUCUCACCCAAUGUGUGUUAUAGAAACAGAACCUGCACCAAUUUCAUAGGAUCGUACAGCUGUGCCUGCUCUCCCAGAGAUACCCACUGUUCACAGCUAUCACUGAUGGAAAGUGACCUGUAUCCAUUUGGAGAGGAAGCAGGUGAUGCCAAGUUAACAAUAACAACGGCAGAUGGAAUUUCUCCAUACAUCUUACCUCCUACAGGCUUCCUAUUCAUGGGCAAACAAUAUGAACGACUAUUAUUUUCAGAUAAUGGCCUGGUGCAGUUUCAGUCAGUCAAUGAGAAUGAAAAACUGUUGCUCCCUGCUCCAAUCCCAAAGGGGUUUCAUGGUAAUGAAAGCCUGCCUAUGUUAGCAGUGUUCUGGGAUGACGCAGACCUUACACUUGGGGAUGGAAAACUGCUAUACCAGGAAUACAGUUUCCCCAAUGUACCUGAUAUCUAUGCUUUGACAGUGUUUAACAGAACAGCACAAGACGUUAGCAGAUUUGAGUCUCAAAGGGGCAAACCCCCGUUUACUCCUAUUUGGAUACUGAAAAUCACAUGGGAUCAUGUUUUACCGGUAUCCUAUCAAAAGAUCAACUUGUCUGAGACCAACACUUUCCAGUGCAUUUUGACCACAGAUGGAUUACGUUCAUUUGCUCUGCUUCGCUACGGUGACAUGAACUGGGGUCCAGGACAAAGAACCCAUCAUGAUGCUCUUAUAGGCUACACAGAUGGCAAAAACAACUUCCAUAAUGAGAUUCCAAAUCCGCCAAACAACUUGUUCAACUCUGGAGGGCGAUAUCGUCCUCAAACUGUGACAGGUAACACAGGCGAACUGGGGAAGCUGGUGUAUGACUUGACAGGAUCUGAUAAAACCAGCUCAGAUCCACAGAGGCAAUGCCAUAUAUGGGCCUUCAGUGAGCCAGAUCCUAAAGAAUGGGCAUUAGGACUGGCAACAUGUCCCUGUACUCGUGUACAGGCACAAGAAGAUCUGGCCUUUGGCCCUGAGACUCUACCAUCAGAACAGACUGCACAAGUGAGGGACCUGAGAAGUAUGAGAUGGGGUGGCAAAAGGGGCCGUGUCGUUCAGUCCAUCCUCUUUAACAAACAAAGAGCAGGAAAGAGAUGCCUGUAUGAUCCAGAGGGACCCCUGCUGGCUGGAUACAGUGAAAGGUUCUUUACUGAAGACAAGGCACAACAACAUAUAGACAAUGAUCUACUACCCUUUCAAUGGUGCUGUGUUCAAUCACCUCUUUGUGAUGUCUACUUGGCAAAGAGACCACUAGACCGGUGCCAAGGGUAUAGCUGGAACAGCUCUGACAGCAGUAUACCUGGGAACAGGGGAGCACCAGGAAUUGGCAUGGUGUAUGGUAGUCUUCAUUUUAUUACCUUUGAUGGAAGUGAAUAUACCUUUAAAGCCGUGGGGGAGUAUGUUAUACUUCGUCUCUCCUCCAGCACGGGAUCAAACAUCUUCACUCUUCAAGGACAAACAGUGGCUCUGGUGGUCAAUGGGCAGGCCAAACAGGUACCUGCUCUGGUACGAUUAGCCGCCUUCCACCAGGGUGCUGGAAAGGUUGAGUGGCGAUGUGCUGAAUCUGGGGAUGGGCUUGCGAUCUUGGUUAAUGAUAAGGUCAUUCCUGUGUCUGUUGGAGUGGUGCAUGUAGAGGAGGAGGCCUUCGCAGUGCGCUGUACCUCUGCGAGUCGCUGUGGAGUUGUGUAUGGUGAAGGCCUGAAUGUGGUCGUUUGGAGAGGUGAUGGUGGGAGGUUGUCCGCUCUGGUGGAGGUUCCUCAGAGGUUCUACAAUCGUACACUGGGUUUGCUGGGCCAAUGGAGCUCAAACAGGAUAGAUGACUUCCUGCUUUCUAAUGGCCGUCUGGUGCCUGUUUUAAAUAACAACACUCCUUCUGAGCAGAUUCUGCUUUCCUUUGGACAGUCAUGGGCUGUUCCGGCUCCAGAGAGCCUUCUGUUCUCAGAACCUCCUAGUACUCCAUUCAAUCCGGUCAUGACCGAGCAAGUGAUGUCCUCAGUGAGCCCAGAUGUGCUGGCCAAACACAGCCAGGCUUGCCAGGGCAACAUGCAGUGUGUGCAUGACAUCCUGGCCACAGGAAAUUCAAAUCUCGGCAAGGAUGUUCUAAGAGACCAGCAGCAGCUUCAAAACCUAACACAAAUAUAUGGGAUCAUGCCACCCAUUGUGACCGAGCCACUGGUUAUCAUGUGCAAGGUUAACAGUACAGUUAAAGUUCAGUUCAAGGCCCAGGAUCCAAACAGGGACCAAAUCUUUUUUUCCCUGGCCUUGCCACGCUCUCCACAGGUCACCAUCGGCAGCAGUGAUGGUGUCCUAGUGUGGACCCCUUCAAGUAUUCAGCCAGUGAAUCUGACCAUUCAAGUGAGCGAUCAAACAUCUAGCUCAUUGAUCACACCAGUUCUGCGGCUCUGUAACUGUAUGAAUGGAGGGAGCUGUCAGUAUAACAGUGUGGCCGAGAACCUUUUAUUGGGAAAGUUCCAGAUCGUGGGAUGUCUUUGUCCAGCGGGCUUCAGUGGCAAGUACUGUGAAAACAGAAGUGAUGUGUGUAAAGGCAAACCCUGUUUUCCUGGUGCGGAAUGCAUAAGACAGAAAGAAGCAGACCUGUUUACGUGUGGACAGUGCCCUUCUCCUACUGUAUCCCAGGACAAACAAGGAUACAAAUGCUUUGAAAAUGACUUCUGCCUUCCUCCAUUCCCCUUCCCCUGCCAUGAGAUGGCAGAAUGUACAAGCACUGGCUACAAUUACACAUGUAAAUGUAAACAUGGCUACACUGGAAAUGGACAUGAGUGCAAAGAUAUUAAUGAGUGUCUGAACCCCUCUGCUUGUCCCAAUGCCAAGUUUGAAUGUGUGAACUUGCCAGGAUCAGUGCGGUGCUCAUGCCGUUAUCAGAAAACCAGAGAUACUGAUGGCUGUGGUGAAUCUGCUAAUCCAACAGGAUGGAAUGUUUUUAAUGUGUCUGUAGAUUGGGGGAGUCAGGACUCUGGACAGGGACUAAGUCAGAUGGAGCAGAUCCUGUCACUUGGUUUUCAGAAUAAGUUUUACAAUGCCAGUGCUAAAGCUCCUUCAGCUUCAGGGGGCAGCCAGAGUGAGUACAGAAUCAAUGUAUCCAGCGACACGCCACACUGGUAUGUCAUGGACUACCUGACCCGAGUUAGUCAGUACUACGGCAUCCAUUCAGCCUCUGUUGAGGACCUUGACGAAUGUAAGACAGAUGAGGGUCCAUGUUCGAAAACAGCCCAGUGUGUCAACACUUAUGGUGGUUACAGGUGCUUGUGCAAUGGCACUGAUUUAAAGGAGGAAUCCCAGUCUUGCUUUCCAGAAUGGAAAGGUAACAACCGCACAGACAUUUCCGAUGUGGAGGAUAAGAAGUCGUUCAUUUUGGGGCUGGUCCUGGGCAUCGGCAUCCCUCUUCUACUUCUGCUGCUGUUGGCAGCCCUUGCCUGCUUCUGCUGCUCAAGAAAGAAAACCAUUACUGGGGAUAUUCCUCACCUGCUGCCCGAGUACAUUCAGGAGCACUUCAACCCUCCUUUCAACUUUGAUGACCCCUCUCUGCACUAUAAACCUCAUUGCAGCCCGCGUAUCCUUGAUAACCUCACGCCCAGACACAAGCAUCAGUACAGAUAACACAGCGGACAUUUGUAUUUAAAGGAAACCCCAAAAUGAUAUUUAAUUUGAGAUAGACUGUUGACUUUUUAAGUCCUGUGUGUAAAUAAAGGUGUCCAGGAUGCAUAGCCUCAUUUUACAGGUUUUUACAGACCAAUUUCUUAAUACUUUAGUAAUUUUUGCAAAACUCUUCACACGAAGUCGUCUAUCAGCUUGGCAAAGCAGUUCAUUUCACAUUCAAAAUGCACUACAACUACCAAAACACUUUAUUCAGGUCUCAAAUAAACUCAUUCUUCCAGAACACUAGCAAAGCAAUUACCUAAAAACACUAACAACAUGCUGCAUUACACACAUAACAUUACACACAAGCACAAUUCUCUAUUUAUAAUUGCAAUAUAUAUUGUUUAUAACUGCAGUAUAUGUUACUGGAAUGAAUCAGACAUGAUGCAGAAUUCCUCAAUAUUUUAUUUCAUUUAUUUAUUAAAAUGUUUUUUUGCACUACUGUAAGUACUUUUAAAAUACAAGAGUUUGUAUACACACCAUCCACUGAUACAGAAUAGCAAUGCAUUCAAUAGCAAUAGCAAUCAGGCUGGUUAAACUGCAUUUUUAGAUUUGAUAUAUGUUUCAAUAAAAUAUUGCUGUUGAAUUUUGCUGUCUUUUUCAGUUUUGCAUUAUGUUAUUGUUGUAAACAGAAGUUUAACAGUUUUGAAAACAGUAUAUAAGCACGUGCAAAAUGUCAUUUUUAUGCUCAUUUAGGACAAAUUUAGUUGUGUUUGAAAAAAACCCACCAAGAUCU